Molecule: messenger RNA, 3168 nt
Organism: Alternaria triticimaculans
Lineage: Eukaryota; Fungi; Ascomycota; Dothideomycetes; Pleosporales; Pleosporaceae
Exons: 4
Coding region: 1-3168 (1055 amino acids)
Biological process (GO): protein deubiquitination; double-strand break repair via homologous recombination
Molecular function (GO): ubiquitin binding
Source: RefSeq, a predicted model, not a curated record
AUGGGACGCAACGCGCGGAAGCGUAUCUCGUACGUGCUGCCACUGGCCAACUCGGCGGGCGGCCACAGGCUGGGAGUCAAUGGCUUGGCCGUCGACCCCCAGAACUCGAUCCUCUACUCGGGCGGCCGUGAUGGCGUAAUCUGCGCCUGGGACCUGCAUCUCGACCUCGACCACUCCACCGCCGACGACGACGACCCCUUCGCCGACUCCAACACGACCGACUCCAAGCCCCCGCCCACGCAGUUCCGCAACCAGGUCCAGGCCCACACCCACUGGAUCAACGACAUCGUCCUCGCCCAGAACAACGACGCCCUCGUCUCCGCCUCCUCCGACAUCACCGUCAAGGUAUGGCGACCCGCUGCCACCGACAAGCUGCCCCCUCAGACGAUUGGCCUGCACACCGACUACGUCAAGCGCGUCGCAUCGCCGGGCGGCAACGAGAACUGGGUAGCUUCGGGCGGCCUCGACCGCAAGAUCAGCCUGUGGGACCUCAAUGGCGCCGGCAAGAAGCUGGAGAUUGCUGUCGGCGAGGAUGAGAACACCGCCAAGGGCUCUGUAUACGCCCUGGCAGCAACACCCAACCUCAUCGCUAGUGGCGGGCCGGAGAGCAUCGUCCGCGUGUGGGACGCGAGGUCGGGCAAGCGCAUCACCAAAUUUGUCGGUCACACGGACAAUGUGCGCGAUAUCCUCCUGGCGCAGGACGGCGACAUGAUCCUGACGGGCUCGUCCGAUCAGACGGUCAAGGUGUGGUCCAUGACGGCAGGCCGCUGCAUGUACACGCUUACUAUGCACAACGACAGCGUCUGGUCUCUGCACUCCGACUCGCCCGAACUCGAUGUCUUCUACUCUUCCGACCGCUCUGGCAUAGUCGCCAAAAGUGAUGUGCGCAACUGCGCCGAGAUGGACGAGGGACUCUCGCUAGCAGUGUGUCAGGAGCACGAGGGUGUGAACAAGGUUGUCGCAGCUGGCGACUAUAUCUGGACUGCAACCUCCAGCUCGAGCAUCAACCGGUGGAACGACGUCGAGACAGCAGCUGAGGUGGAGCUUCCGGAAUCUUACAAGUGGCACAGGAACAGCGUGUCGACUAUGCGAUCGCGCAUUCCUUCGCCUCCCGCUGGCAGCCCUCCGAAGAACGAAACGUCUAAGAUUCCGCUCAAGUCUCUACUGCGCAUGUCCAAUACUGCGCCAUUCCCGCAAGCGCUUGCGAGCAAGGAUGCAGAUACCUCAACUCUAGCCAGCACGCGCAAACCCUCCGAAGUACUAGCGGCUCCCGAACACAGCGCUGUUGGGACCGUCCGGGCACUACCAGACUUUACAAUCGAAGGCCAGAACGGUCUCAUCAAGCAUCAUCUGCUCAACGAUCGGCGAAGAGUCCUCACUCUCGACACUGCGGGCGAGGUGGUUCUAUGGGAUCUACUGCAAUGCGCACCCAUCAAGUCAUACGGCAAGAAGCACAUGGAGGACGUCGUGCCAGAAGUUAACACCGUCGACACCGUCGCUCACUGGUGCGCUGUCGAUACAAGGAUAGGGACCUUGACGUGCAUGCUCGAAGAGAACUACUGCUUCGAUGCCGAGACAUACGCAGAUGAGCUGGAGCUAGAGGAGCAGAUUGACUUCCGGGAAGACCACCGCAUAAACCUUGGCAAAUGGAUAUUGCGAUACCUUUUCUCCAAUCUCAUCGACGAGGAAAUCAAGCGCGAUGAGGUCCUGCGCGCAGAGCUGCUCAAACAGAAGGAAGAACAACCUCAGCCGGGUCGCCCGACAAACAUUGAGCUACCGAACAUGAACAUCAACGGAUGGACAGAUGCGACUUCAGGACCUGCUUCAGGCUCGACCAUCAGAGCUGACGGAAUGCGCCUACCGCAUACGCCAGGUUUAGCCAUUGGUCUAGCCACGCCAAUGGCAGCACCUAUGAGUGCAGGACGCAACUCUACCACCAACCCCUUGACUCCUACCAAGGAAGAGGGCGCACAACUGGAGAAGACGCAAACCCAACGGAGCUCGACUCAAGAAGGCGGUGACUACUUUGGUUCUGCCUCUGCUGCUAACGGCAACGGAAGUGGAAAAGCCACCGAGGCUUCGAAAGACGGCUCUGCGGACUCAAAAGAGGAAACUGUCCAGUCACCUACCGAGGCCGAUACGCCAGCUAAGAAGGGCAAAGGCAUGUUUGGUAAGAAGUUUAACAUGGGCUUUAGCAUGAAGAAGUUUAGCACUGGCACAGCUGCCCCGGAGCCAGCCAAACCCGCCGUUGACGAAAAGGCCGAGGACAGCGAUGCACACUCCAACAAGACGGAUGAAAAGACCAUUGAAGAUAAUUUCUUCGGCGCUCUUCAACGGAUACGGCAGGGUUACGAGGAACAGCUUGCGGCCGGCGCGACCAAGCUGGACACGCAGAUUGCACCCAGUCUGCCUAACGAAACACCCGUACUAAAACCACCUGCUAUGACCACCAUCCUGAUCCAAGAGGACCGACCCGACUCCGGCGGUGUAGCCGACCUGUUCGAGGGCAAAGUCGGAACCCUAGGAACCCAAGCCGACCUCAUCGAAAAAGCCGCACCAAUGUGGCUAGCAGAAGUCCUACUACGAAACCAACUCCCGCCCAAAGACAUCGUCAAAGUAUCCUUCGUGCUAGAACCGUUUAACAACACGCUCCCCUCCAUCUCAUCCGACGGGUACAUUCCCUUUGCCCUCCCCUUCGAAACCGCCGCCAGCGCUAACGCGACUCUCAGUAACAACCGCCUCAAUGCAAAUAGAAUGUUGCGCGCACGCAAGAUACUGGGUUAUGUGGCUGAGCGCAUUGAACCCGCGCCCACCAAGGAGGAUCUCGAGAAGUCGGCGGAGAGUGGUGGCGUGCUUAAGCCGGAUGAGUAUUUGGAGUUGUAUUGUAAUAAUCAGUUAAUCCCGCCAACCAUGACACUAGCCAGUAUCCGCGCACACAUCUGGCGUGGCGGCGGCGACGUCCUCCUCCUUUACAAAGCCAAUGGCCGCAAGGAAAUCAGACAUGCACCUUACCCUGGACCGCAGUCUGGUGCGCCUCCUGGUCCUAUGCAUGGAUUGAAGGUGGGUGCCGGGUUGAACUCGCAGCCUGGGAGUAGCAAUGCGAGUGAGGGGAAGCAGAGCAGUGAGGCGGAUAGGAGUACUAAGGAUGCUGCGGUUUUUGGGCCGUAG